AUGGUUGCAGCUUGGGAUGCAAAUCUUGUAACUCCUCACAAACGCAUGGGGAAUGCAGGUGUUGAUCUAGAGUGGCUCUGUGAUGGAGAUGUGCAUGAAAUACUGGUCGAGUUGGAAGGAAUGGGUGGUGGCGGAAAGAUUCAGCUGGAGGUAAAAUAUAAAAGCUAUGAUGAAAUUGAUGAAGAGAAAAGGUGGUGGAAGAUACCUUUUGUUUUAGACUUUAUAAAGAUAAAGGGUUUUGAUUCUGCAUUCAGAAAGGUUAUUGGUUCUGAUACAGUACAGGCCCGCCAAUUUGUGGAAUAUGCAUUCGGGCAGUUAAAGACUUUUAACAAUUCAUAUCUUCUGAAGGGCCAGAUGUCUGAUACUAAUAAUGAUAAGUAUGACAGUGAAACUGCUGGGGAACUUAAUGAAUCUGCUUCUAUAUUCAAUAUUCCUUCUAACAUAGCUGGUAGUUCAGAAGCUUCUAAUGAAGCUAACAGGGAACAGAUGAACUCAAAGGGAUUUAACAAACAUGAAAAUGAUCUUGAAAAUGGAAAUGCUUCUGAAUUGUCAACAAAAGAUAAUGAGGAGGACUUGUCAAAUCAAAUUUUUUGGAAGAAUAUUGCUAAUGUUGUUAAUUCUAGUAUUGCUCAAAAGCUAGGUCUCUCUGUUCCAGAGAAAUUUAAGUGGGAUGGAUUGGAGUUUUUAAACAGAAUUGGCUCACAAUCGCAAAACAUUGCAGAAAGCAUUUAUGUUCAAUCUGGUCUUGCAAUGCCUGGAGGCACAGAUGAUACAAAAGAUAAAACAAGUGACCAACCUUCCAUUGCUGUGUUUCAGUCUUCACUUCCAGAGGUCAAAAAAGCAACACAGAAUUUGAUGAGGCAAACUGAGUCAAUUUUAGGAGGUUUAAUGCUUUUGACUGCAACAGUUUCUAAAAUAAAAGAUGAUGGGCGUUCUUCAGAAGAGAAGAAAAUAAAAGAAGAUUCUACCAAAUCAGGAGACAAGGACAUACAAUAUUCAACUACUCAGAAGUUUCCCAGCUCACAGAGUGGAUUAGUGUUGGAUGAUAAAAAAACUGAAGAGAUGAAAGAACUUUUUUCUACUGCUGAAAGUGCCAUGGAGGCUUGGGCAAUGCUGGCUACUUCACUGGGUCAACCUAGUUUCAUUAAGUCUGAGUUUGGAAAAAUAUGUUUCUUAGAUAAUGCAUCAACAGACACACAGGUUGCAAUUUGGCGCGAUUCUGCACGAAGGAGAUUGGUGGUUGCUUUUAGGGGAACAGAACAGUCUCAAUGGAAAGACUUACGAACUGAUCUAAUGCUUGUGCCAGCUGGGUUAAAUCCCGAAAGGAUAGGUGGAGAUUUCAAGCAAGAGAUUCAAGUUCACAGUGGUUUUCUAAGUGCGUAUGAUUCAGUACGGACCAGGAUCAUUUCUCUAAUUCGGCUUGCAAUUGGUUAUUUAGAUGAUCAUUCUAAGUCACUUCACAAAUGGCAUGUUUAUGUGACUGGUCAUAGUUUGGGUGGUGCAUUGGCAACCUUGCUAGCACUAGAACUUUCAUCUAAUCAAUUAGCGAAGUAUGGAGGGGGAGCACUUGGGGAUGGUUUACAUAUCUCCUCUCUCAUGAGGAUGCUUUUUCUAUCUCCUACGGUUGUUUUCUCUCUCCUUCAAGUGCCCAUGACUCCUCCCAUUGUUGCUGGGCAGGGAGCAAUUUCUAUUACUAUGUACAACUUUGGUUCUCCUAGGGUCGGUAACAAAAGAUUUGCAGAAGUUUACAAUGAGAGAGUUAAAGAUAGCUGGCGAGUUGUGAAUCACAGAGAUAUUAUACCUACAGUUCCACGGUUAAUGGGUUAUUGUCAUGUUGAGAGACCCGUAUUUCUUGCUGCAGGGGUUUUAGGAAGUGCCCUAGAAAACAAAGAUAUUUUGGGAGAUGGUUAUGAAGGUGAUGUUCUUGGGGAAUCAACACCGGAUGUUAUAGUCAGUGAAUUUUUGAAGGGUGAGAAGGAACUUAUUGAGAAGUUGUUGCAAACUGAAAUAAAUAUAUUCCGCUCAAUCAGAGAUGGAAGUGCUCUGAUGCAGCAUAUGGAGGAUUUCUAUUACAUCACGUUACUAGAGGAGAUUGAGUAG
Messenger RNA from Sphenostylis stenocarpa, 2100 nucleotides. Lineage: Eukaryota; Viridiplantae; Streptophyta; Magnoliopsida; Fabales; Fabaceae. The record is from the annotation of a GenBank genome assembly.